This is a messenger RNA of Cebus imitator (Panamanian white-faced capuchin), 2896 nucleotides long. RefSeq names its product PNMA family member 8A (gene PNMA8A). The transcript is spliced from 2 exons. Lineage: Eukaryota; Metazoa; Chordata; Mammalia; Primates; Cebidae. Bases 602 to 1216 code for a protein of 204 amino acids. The record is from RefSeq and is a predicted model, not a curated record.
CCUCCAGGCCUCAGAGCGGAAGGAGACGGUGACGUCACAGCGGGAGCAAGUGCAGCGGCCACAUCUCGUCCUAGUCUGGCCACAGGGCACUUAGGGCAAUCUCUGGGCUGGCGGUGAGGGACGCGCCUCCCGGCCGGUCAGGGCCCCACCCACGACACUCCAUUGGUGGAGAUCAGCAGUCCCAGAUCCGCAGAGACUGUUGGGGCCUGCGAGACCUUUGGAGGCCACGCCAAGAAAAGGGAAGCAUCGUCUUAAGACCCUCCUCGGUGCAGCCUCGCCCAGGACCCGGGAGCCACGAGUCAGGUGGCAAACGCCGCCUUCUGCUUCCCCAGCACGCGUAAGUCCCUGGGAAUCUUCGACCCCACUCAGAGGGAGCCACGGAAGCCCUGAUUGUCACUGCACAGCCCUGUAGGCAGGGGCUGGGGGCAUCCUUCACUGAGCUGGACGAAGGGGGCCUGGGAGCGGCCUCUGGCCCCUGAGGCCUCACUCUCUCUCCUAGCCUUUGGGAAGGAAUCCCGGCAACCUGGAUACUUCCGUGGAUUCCCGAGGCAGCUCAGGUGUGCGUCAGCGGGCAUACUGCUGCCUCAAAGAGUUGGGGAAGAUGCUGUUUGGCGUGAAGGACAUUGCCCUGUUGGAGCAUGGGUGCAAGGCCCUGGAGGUGGACAGUCACAAGUCCCUGAUGAUCCUGGGGAUUCCCGAGGACUGCAACCAUGAGGAAUUCGAAGAGAUUAUUCGGCUGCCCCUCAAACCUCUAGGCAAGUUCGAAGUGGCUGGGAAGGCCUAUCUGGAAGAAGAUAAAUCCAAGGCGGCCAUCAUUGAGCUGACGGAGGACAUCAAUUACGCCGUGGUCCCCAGGGAGAUCAAGGGCAAGGGCGGUGUGUGGAGAGUGGUCUACAUGCCCCGGAAGCAGGACAUCGAAUUCCUGACCAAGCUGAACCUCUUUCUGCAGAGCGAAGGGAGGACGGUCGAGGAUGUGGCGCGGGUCCUGAGGCAGGAACUGUGUCUCCCAGAGACGGGCCCCGGAGAGCUGCCUGCAAGGAAGUGCCGUGUGCCUGGGCUGGGGGAGAAGCCGGAGGCUGCGGCCACUGUCCGGAUGGACGUGGUGCCACCUCCGGACUCCUCGGAGAAGGAGAGCAAGGCUGGAGACGGCAAGAGGGGCAAAAGGAAGAACAAGAAAAACCGCCGGCGGCGUCACGCCUCGGACAAGAAGCUGUGAGGUGGUGGUGGCAUUGGGCAGGCGUGGGGGGUGACCGUGGGAGGGUAGGUACCACGUGAGUACAUUUAAGGAGUAUGAGUGAGUGGGUAAUACAAGUGAGGACAGGAAUGACUCUAGUGAAUGAGUAACUUUUGAGCGAGAAUGGGCAUCCUUUGGAUAGCACAGGUAACAUCUGACUAGUGUGAAAUAUCUUUAUCUGAGCUAACUAACUUGUGAGUUACAUCUGAGUGUGUGUGGUUAACUUCUGGCUACCCUUGGCUCAUUCAUUCAUCCUACAGAUAUUUACUGUGCACCUAUUAUGUCCCAGGUACUAUUCUAGGAGCUGGGGAUACGGAAGGGAGUAAACUCAACAAAAAUCCCUGCCUUCAUGGCACUCAGAGUAAGUGGGUAAUAUUUAAAUUACUUGGAGACAUCGGAGUGAGCGUAGGGUAGCAUUUGAGUAGAUGUGGGUAACAGUUGAAUGUUCACAAAAUCUGGUUGAGUGUGGAUUACUCCUUCAACCAACAAAAUUUCCUGAGGCCCUACUGUGUGCCAGGCUCUGGGGAUACAGAAGGGGAAUAAAACAGACCAACACCUUGCCCAUGACUGUCAUACUACAUAUUUGAGUAGGUACAGGUAGCAUUUGGGUUACCUGAAUACACAUUAGUGAGUGCGGGUAGCAUCCGUGUAUAAUUGAGAGCAGUUGUGGGUAAUAUUUGAGAGUGUGCGAGUAACACCUAAUAUGCGUAUCGGUAUCAUUUGAGUGGAUGAGAGUAAUUUGUAAGUGAAGAAGGGUCUCAAAGACCUACCUACAAACAUCUUCCGCCACCCGGGAGACCCGGCGGGACCAGCCGCGCAGGCGCAGUCGGAGCCAGAGGCUAGCAGCGCGUCUGACCGUUGCUAUGGAGACCAAGGCUUUUCCCCCAGGCGCCUGCGCCCUUUGCAGAAAAUGGAGGAGGGGACAACAGGGUCCCGGAUUCCAAGGUUUUGGAGAUCUCUUACUGGAGUUGAAGAAAACCCGGGCAGAUCCAGGAGGAACAUGUCAGGGAGAUCUCUACUCGGGUGAAACGCCGCCAUUCCCCUUCGGCUGUCACCCGCGGCCUGAUGCUGGGACUGCCUCUCCUGCUGGGGGGAGGCUGGCGGCACAGACCCCUCUAGCAGUGCGCCCUCCUGGAAAUCCUGUUAUUGUAAAGUCUAGAGCCGUUUUCUGUGUUUCAAAAGCAUGUACCUUCAAUGUAACUCGGGCACAAACUUGUCCGGAGUGGGAUACCCUGUUUUGCGCAUAUCAAGCAGAAACCACGGGUGAGAGUGAGUUGCCUGCUCUCCACCUCUGAGGAACUUGCUGAUCUGUAAAUGGCUCUUGAAAAGCUGUCGCCAUUCUCUACACGCUGAGUCUCUUACAGAAGCGGUCAGAGAUUUUCUGGACAAGUCAAAGUGUAUUUUGGGACUGCAAUGCAAGUUGUCAUGUAAAACUGUCACCAUUUGAAGCUACUUAACUGAGUCAAGACAUCACUGGUAGGGCAAAUCCCAAGCAAAAAUUCCCAAGUAAAUUGAAUGUGCCGGCUGUUGGAGGGCUGCAUCUGGCCUCUGUAAACCCCUGACCUCAAAAGUGGGUUCAGCUAAAACUCUUCAUUGUUCUUUGUGAUUGAGAUGCUCUGUUGUACAAAUAUGAACUCAUAAAAUAAAUGUAUGCUAAUGAAA